UCACCGGCGACGGGAGAGGAAGGCUGCGGGUCGGGCAGCAUGGCUGAGAAGCGACACGAAGGAGACACCCAAGCCCGGCGACUCCCCAACUCCUUCAAUGCAGAUAGCUCCGUUACGGGCCUUGGACCUUGUGGAUGGAUUUUGGUGGCUGUCUCAUUCUUAUUCACAGUUAUAACUUUCCCGUUUUCAAUAUGGAUGUGCAUAAAGAUCAUAAAAGAGUAUGAAAGAGCUAUCAUCUUUAGAUUGGGUCGCAUUUUACAAGGAGGAGCCAAAGGACCAGGUUUGUUUUUUAUUCUACCAUGCACUGACAGCUUCAUCAAAGUGGACAUGAGAACAAUUUCAUUUGAUAUUCCUCCUCAGGAGAUCCUCACUAAGGAUUCAGUGACAAUUAGUGUGGACGGUGUGGUCUAUUACCGUGUUCAGAAUGCAACCUUGGCUGUGGCAAAUAUCACCAAUGCUGACUCAGCAACCCGUCUUCUGGCACAAACUACUCUGAGGAAUGUUCUGGGCACCAAGAACCUUUCUCAGAUCCUCUCUGACAGAGAAGAAAUUGCACACAACAUGCAGUGUACUCUGGAUGAUGCCACCGAUGACUGGGGAAUAAAGGUGGAGCGUGUGGAGAUUAAGGACGUGAAACUACCUGUGCAGCUCCAGAGGGCUAUGGCUGCAGAAGCAGAAGCAUCCCGGGAGGCCCGGGCCAAGGUCAUUGCAGCUGAGGGAGAAAUGAAUGCAUCCAGGGCUCUGAAAGAAGCCUCCAUUGUCAUCACAGAAUCCCCUGCGGCCCUUCAGCUCCGGUACCUUCAGACACUGACCACCAUUGCUGCAGAGAAAAACUCGACAAUUGUCUUCCCUCUGCCCAUAGAUAUGUUGCAAGGCAUCAUGGGGGCAAAACACAGAGCCACAUAGGCCAGUACAGAGAUGAGCUCUACAUUCCAAGGAUCAAGUGGAGACCAAAUUAGCCUUUAACUCAUAAGGAGAAAGUAGGGUGCGGCACCUUGGGAAUAUCCCUUCCUUUCCUUUUCCAUAUUGUUGAGUGUGGUGUUCGUAGAAUGUAUAGUCAUCAUAAGAACAGGCAUAAGAGCUGUUAGUUUGUAAAUAGUGAGACAGAAAGAGAAAGAUUGGUGGUUAAUAUAAGAUAAUCUCUUACUCUUUAAAAUACUUAAAAGUUUGUAGUUUUAGAUCAUUACAUAGUAGGUUAAAUCCUUCUUCUUUUGACUUCCACUGAGUCAUUCUUAACCCUCUAUCAGCAGCCAGGCCAGAGGCAAGAACACAGCCUAGAACUGCCACCUAACACCCCUGGCUGGAUAAAUGCUUUGCAGGAAGUGAUGACCUUAUGCCACAGCCAGCUUCUCUGGACCAUAUGUGCCUUUUCUCCAGGGAGUCUUCAUUGAGAAAAUUUCCCUAAUAUCCAUUUACUUUCUAAACCCAAACCAUGUUUCAGAAUAAUCCUUACUCAAGAGUAGACAUUUUCUUGCCUGUAUCUGUCAGAACUAGAGGAAAUGUCAUCGAUGAAAAAGAUUAUCCUAUCCCUUCAAAGACUUUUAAAUUCACUAUUAUAGUGGUCCUUUUAAAAUAAUAUGUGCAUUUUUUUUUAACUUCUUUGGGAUUCCUUUAUGAGUAAGUGAUUGCUGUGUGGUCUGUCAAACCAGCUAAAUACUUGUCACAAAAGUGCUUUUUUUCUCACUUUUGCCUAUUUUCAUAUAUGGGGUUUUAAAAAGUUUUGAUUUUUUUAAUAAAAUUUUCUCUAAGUUCUACAAAUAAUUGUUAUGUACCCAUUUGAAUAGUUUAAGGACUAAAAUACUUUUUAAAAAAAUAUCUUCAGAAAACCAUUAUAUUUUACUCUCUGCAUCCGAUUAACUAUUGUACACUGUGAAAUAUCUCAGUUACCAGUCCCAUGCAUUAAGUAGUAUAAGGAAUUCACAAUGUACUGGGCACAUAAUGAGCUUGGGCAGACACUGUCAAACAUAGGGUAUCCAUACAGAUGUAGACCUUUUUUUUAUUUGCCUAGUCAUUCUUUUUCUAUCAUAUAUGUUGGUGCUGAAAGAAGAGAAGUGGUCGGUCCCUCUGGACCAGAGUUUCUUAAUCUGUGAUAUUAGGAAGCACCUUCCAUUUUGCAAACGCCUGUGAAUCUGAGCAACCUGGCAUUCUUCCUUUUGAGCUGGAAAACUGGCUGGUGACAUUUGUAACACUUCCUCUUUGAGGCUUUGGUUUCACCUAAAGAAGUCUAAGAAUAACAGCUUCUUCUCCCAGCACCACCGUUCAUAUCUAUCCUUAUUUGAAUCACGCUGUCAGCUCCAGCCUAUGGUUACCCUUUCCUUACUCCCCAUUUCCAAGUUUAUUUUAGAAAACCUUGAACUACCAUGUAUCCUGAGUUUAUUAUAGGCAUGUGGAGCAUUUCAACUUGGAAAUCAGGUUGUGUUUACAUUUUGAAUUUUAAAAUGAUGGUUUUAUCUGUUUUGUGAGGUGGUUCACCCUUGACCACCGAGGACCAGGAAACCCCACAUCCUGGCUGAAAAUCUCUUCUCAGCGUACCAGUGCUUUUGGUUCCUGAGUUCCCCUAUGUCCUGAUACCAAGUAACUUUCACUUUUCUGCCUUCUGAGUUAAUAGCCUAAUAGGUUGAAAUUAAGUUGCUUGGGAGGGAGGAAGCACAGAAGGAGCUCUAGGAUGAAAGUGUUAGUCCAAGAGUUUUUUCCAAGCGGCAUCCCUUUCCAACAAUGUACAUAAUAAAGUAUAUACACUUUAA
Messenger RNA from Cynocephalus volans (Philippine flying lemur), 2744 nucleotides. It is a transcript of the gene STOM, whose product is annotated as stomatin. Gene Ontology annotation, cellular component: plasma membrane. Bases 40 to 906 code for a protein of 288 amino acids. The transcript is spliced from 7 exons. NCBI's taxonomy places the organism in Eukaryota, Metazoa, Chordata, Mammalia, Dermoptera, Cynocephalidae. The record is from RefSeq and is a predicted model, not a curated record.